Molecule: messenger RNA, 1122 nt
Organism: Armigeres subalbatus
Lineage: Eukaryota; Metazoa; Arthropoda; Insecta; Diptera; Culicidae
Product: acylphosphatase-2-like
Exons: 3
Coding region: 344-655 (103 amino acids)
Molecular function (GO): acylphosphatase activity
Source: RefSeq, a predicted model, not a curated record
AAAGUGUCGUUCGAGGGAAACAAAUCCUGAUUACAGCACCAAGCCGGCAACCAGUCGCAUUUUAGCAGCCGUUAGCGUCGUUAGACCAGAAGAAACAUAACAUAGAACAGUUCGGUGCUCUCUUAUCCAACCCAUCAUCGAUCUGUGAUCAGCGAAAGUGCAAAAGAUAUUUUUAGUCGGUUGAAUACAUCGUGAAGAAGAUAAGGUCCAUCUAUUUCGGCGGGCAGCUAUUCGAGAAACCAAGCGACCUGUUUCUAGAACAUUCAAGUGUUCGGGUGAGCUUGAGAUUUUCAAGUGCAAACUGAACUUCUCGUGAUAACAAAAGAACAACAAACUACAUAAAAUGGGUGUCCAGGACGUCCAGGAUCAUGUACCGGUGCAAUGCGAUUUUGAAAUCUUCGGUCAGGUGCAAGGAUGUGGAUUCACGAAACACUGCAGAGACAACUGCAUAGCACUCGGCAUCAAAGGAUGGGUGAAAAACUCUAAACAAGGCACCAUCAUGGGCAAAAUGCAGGGAGCGAAGGGAGAUGUCAGCAAAAUGGUCGAAUGGCUGUCGAAAACCGGAUCCCCUGGCUGCAAGAUCGACAAAGCAGAAUUCACAAACUGGGGCACGCUGUCCCGGUUUGCGUUCACAGACUUCGCUAUUAGAUUCUAAGGUCCCUCCGUACCAUUUGGCUUAAUUUUAAACUCAAGGAAAUUCGGCGACAGCGUUCAGAAGGCUGUUUUUGCUAAUUAAUGUGAACAAAACUGUAACUAAUAAUUUAUGUGGAGCACAGAAGUAAUGGGAAUCGGCAUUGCUGACUACACAGUGGGCAAACAUAUAAUUUGCUUCCAGAACCGUGCUGUAUUCUGUAUGUAUAUGUGUCAAAACUAGAACAUAUUUUCUUUAUUUACGCCUAAUAGAAAUCCAACCAAACAUCGAUUAAUAAAUACCGGUAUCGGAACAGGCAGUAAAACAGUUAGGUCGCUUUAACUACAGUUUAAACACAAUUCUUUCCUUUGUUUGGGCCCGAAAGGAUCUUUUAGGUGACAGCGCUGUCUAGCUUUUAAGUUCAAAAUGUAUAAUUUACUUUUAAUUAGAGGAGAAUAUUGAUAAAUAUAAAGAUUUAUUAUUACGAUUCA